AUGGCAGAGGGAAUUCUGCAAUUCAACGUGGCUUCAAUGGUGGAGGACAUUCUUCAACAGCACGGGAAAAGACUCAACGACAUUGAUUUGGCCUCGCGAAAAGCUCAAGAAGCUUCAUUAAGAAGAUAUGAUGCUGCCAGCUGGCUAAGAAAAACGGCCGGCGUGGUGGCCGCUAAAGAUCUGCCCGCCGAGCCCUCGGAAGAUGACUUCAGGCUCGGCUUAAGAAGUGGGAUUAUACUCUGCAAUGUGCUCAACAAAGUGGAGCCUGGCGCCGUGACAAAAGUGGUCGAGACUCCUCCCGACACGGUGAUGAUCCCGGAUGGCGCUGCUCUUACCGCAUAUCAAUACUUUGAGAAUGUUCGGAAUUUUCUUGUUGCUAUAGAGGAAAUCGGGAUUCCCAUUUUCGAAGCUUCCGAUUUGGAGCAAGGAGGGAAGUCUUCUAGAGUAGUGAACACCGUUUUGGCACUCAAAUCGUAUAGCGAGUGGAAGCAAUGUGGCGGGCUCGGGCAGUGGAAAUUUGGCGGGAACUCAAGGCCACCGUCCGUGGGGAAACCGGUCGGGAGGAAAAACUCGGACCUUUUUUUGAAUUUCAUCUCGAGGAUUUCGGAAAAGCCCGUCGAUGGUGGGCCUGACGAGGACGAGCUUAGUGAAACGGGCGUGUCUAACUCGUUGCACGAGCUCGUUCGCGAGCUUCUUUUGGACAAGAGCAGAGAAGAAAUUCCUUUAAUUGUAGAGAGUAUGUUGAGCAGAGUUAUGGAAGAAAUCGCGCACAAGGUUUCGAUUCAAAACGAGAUUCAAAUGGUUCCACGGGUUAUUAAGGAUGUCCCGAGUUCCAAUGGAAUCGAAGAAAUGGAGGAUGCAAAGAUAACUCGAAACGAGGAGUGCUCGAAAAACAUUAUGCAGGACAAUGAGAGUUCCCAUCCGGAGACUGAUUUUCAAGACAAUGAAGCAUCGGACAACCAUUCUGUGAGGUAUUCGGAAUUCGUUGAGCACCAAGAGAGAAGUGUGCAGGAGUUGAAGAAUUUGCUUCAUACCACGAAACAAGACAUGAAGCUUCUUCAAAUGAAGUAUCAAGACGAAGUUGAUAAUCUCAGUAAGCACCUGAGUACUCUGGCUAUUGCUGCUAACGGUUACAAAAAGGUCCUCGAGGAGAAUCGCAAAUUAUACAAUCAAGUGCAAGAUCUCAAAGGGAAUAUAAGAGUUUAUUGCCGAGUUCGUCCUUUUCUGCCGGGACAGGCAAAUGGUUCUUGUGCUUUUGAAGACAUUACUGAUAACUCUCUCGCGAUUGUAACCGGAAAAACGAAAAAGUCCUUCACUUUCAACAAGUGUUUCGGUCCAUGUUCGAGUCAAGAAGAAGUAUUUGCCGACACACAGCCGCUGAUUAGAUCCGUUCUUGAUGGCUACAACGUCUGCAUAUUUGCUUACGGUCAAACCGGUUCGGGAAAAACCUUCACCAUGACUGGACCAAAGGAACUUACGAAAGAGACGUUGGGAGUGAACUACCGAGCAUUGAGCGAUUUGUUCCAGAUAUCCGAACAGAGGAGAGACAUCAUUGCUUACGACAUAUCGGUUCAAAUGACGGAAAUAUACAACGAGCAGCUCACAUUUUUUUCCACAUUUAUCUUCUUUUUGUUCGUUUUCCUUAAACUCAUUAACACAUUGGAGAUUCGUAACAAUUGCUCCAACGGCAUUAACGUGCCGAACGCGAAUCUUGUGCCCGUCGCAUCAACUUCCGAUGUCAUCAACUUGAUGAACCUCGGCCACAAGAACCGUGCCGUGGGGUCUACACUCAUGAACGAUAGAAGUAGUCGUUCACAUAGUUGUCUAACGGUUCAUGUACAAGGCCGAGACCUAACAUCUGGAGCAAUCUUGCGCGGGUGCAUGCAUUUGGUCGACCUUGCGGGAAGUGAAAGGCUCGACAAAACCGAGGCGAUUGGGGACAGGUUGAAGGAGGCUCAACAUAUCAACCGAUCCCUUUCGGCUUUAGGGGACGUCAUAUCAUCUCUUGCCUUAAAGCAAUCGCACGUCCCGUAUAGAAACAGCAAGCUCACGCAAUUGCUUCAAGAUUCGCUCGGAGGCAAAGCCAAGACACUAAUGUUUGUUCACAUUAGUCCCGAGCCGGAUGCACUUGGGGAGACGAUUAGUACACUUAAAUUCGCCGAACGUGUCUCCACAGUCGAGCUUGGAGCCGCCAAGGCAAAUCGAGAAGGUGUUGAUGUCAAGGAACUAAAAGAACAGGUAGCGAGUCUUAAAGCGGCCUUAGCAAGGAAAGAAGGAGAUUCGGGGCCCGAUAGGCAGGGGAUCAAGUCCUCUGGCUCCUCUCCAUCUCAUUUCUCUUGGGAUAGUGUAGAUAAUGAUGCCUGCAAAACAGAGGAGCAAACUAACUCUUCGUCGACUUCAAGAAGGCAGAGCCUCGACCUAUUGGCCAACUCGGCCGAUUGGCCACCGCUUAUCGGGAGCCUUGAGGAGAAAGUGGAGUCGCCCGACGAGUUCUAUCAAAAGAGCAGCAGGAUGGCCCGGCCCGAAAAAUCUCCGGAGAAGGGCCCAGUUAGUAGGAGGCACAGCUUGGACAAUGGGCUUGGCCGAGUGGCCCAUGAAUAUGAGUCGGCGCAAAUGGACGACACCAGCGACUCGUCGGAGGCCGAUUACAGUAUACGUAAGUGCAACAGCAUGCCGAAUGUGGUGGGCCCGAAGGCCAGGAAGGCCGGCCCGAAACCGACCAAGGGCAGCCAGGAACUGAGGAGCCAAAUCCCACAACCAAUUAGGAGGGUGUCGAACGGUGUUCAAGCUACGUCGCAAAAAGGCGGGAGGCAACCGGUUUAUGCUGUCGGGAAGCGAAAACCGACUAACGGGAAUAGCCAUCAAUGCUUUUGCGGGAUUGGAAAUGACGGUUCGAGCGAUGCUAAAACAGAGAGUACUAAAAUGAGCAAGAUAGAGGUAUCCGAAAUGAAGCAAAAACAGCAGCCUGUUGCACUUGGGACUCUGAUUGGUCGAGAAUUGAGGGGUGAGAAGUUGGAUAAGCCGACUUUGAAAUAUGGGCAAGCUGCGCUUGCUAAGAAAGGAGAGGACUAUUUCUUGAUCAAGCCCGAUUGCCAAAGGGUUCCGGGCGAUCCGUCUAUGUCCUUUUCAGUUUUUGCGAUCUUUGAUGGGCAUAACGGGAUAUCGGCUGCCAUAUUUGCUAAGGAGAAUUUGCUGAACAAUGUCUUGAGUGCUGUUCCCCAAGGACUUGAUCGUGAAGAAUGGCUUCAAGCCCUUCCCAGGGCUUUAGUAGCUGGGUUUGUGAAAACCGACAUCGAGUUUCAGCAGCGAGGUUGCGAGACUUCUGGAACAACUGUUACGUUUGUCGUGAUUGAUGGCUGGACUGUGACCGUUGCUUCUGUUGGAGAUUCUCGUUGCAUAUUGGACACUGUUGGUGGAGUUGUAUCUCUCCUUACAGUUGACCACCGGCUGGAGGAAAACGUUGAGGAGCGGGAGCGUGUGACGGCCAGCGGAGGUGAGGUUGGAAGGCUUAAUGUUUUCGGGGGCAGUGAGGUUGGUCCAUUACGUUGCUGGCCUGGUGGAUUGUGUCUCUCAAGGUCCAUUGGUGAUACGGAUGUCGGCGAGUUUAUCGUCCCAAUUCCUCAUGUCAAGCAAGUCAAGCUCUCAAAUGCCGGGGGGAGGCUUAUUAUAGCUUCUGACGGUAUAUGGGACGCCUUGUCAUCAGAUAGUGCUGCUCAGGCUUGUCGGGGUUUACCUGCAGAUCUUGCUGCAAAGUUGGUCGUUAAGGAGGCGCUUAGAUCACGGGGUUUGAAAGAUGAUACAACUUGCUUGGUUGUUGAUAUUAUUCCAUCAGCGCAUCCUGUUUUUCCCCCAACGCCUAAAAAGAAGCAAAAUAUACUGAGUUCACUUAUUUUUGGGAGGCGAGAUCAUAACUCUGCAAAAGGAACUAAUAAUAGGUUGUCCACUGUUGGAGUUGUUGAGGAAUUGUUUGAAGAGGGUUCUGCAAUGCUUGCUGAGAGGCUGGGUAAGGAUUUCCCUUUGGACUCAAAUUCUGGGCUCUUUAGAUGUGCUAUUUGCCAAGUGGAUCAGCCACCUAACGAGGGUUUGUCCGUGAACUCGGGCCCAUUUUUUUCUCCUUCAUCCAAGCCAUGGGAGGGUCCUUUCCUCUGCGCAAGUUGUCGGAGAAAGAAAGACGCCAUGGAAGGGAAAAAAUCAACCAGAUCGACUGUUACUGCAUGA
Molecule: messenger RNA, 4218 nt
Organism: Striga hermonthica
Lineage: Eukaryota; Viridiplantae; Streptophyta; Magnoliopsida; Lamiales; Orobanchaceae
Source: the annotation of a GenBank genome assembly